Molecule: messenger RNA, 1167 nt
Organism: Cryptosporidium ubiquitum
Lineage: Eukaryota; Apicomplexa; Conoidasida; Eucoccidiorida; Cryptosporidiidae
Product: ULP1 like protease
Exons: 1
Coding region: 1-1167 (388 amino acids)
Biological process (GO): proteolysis
Molecular function (GO): cysteine-type peptidase activity
Source: RefSeq, a predicted model, not a curated record
AUGAGUGUAAUUUCCACAAAUAGUUAUAUUCAGGGGCAGAAAUCCAUAAACUUCAAUGGUAUUUGUUUGGGUUUGGAUAAAGCCAUAAAACAAUUAAAAGAUAAUGGUUAUUUGGAUGACUUGAUUCUUGACUUUUUUAUGGAAUUUUCUAAGGAAUCAUGUGUUGGAAUUAGAGAAAACUGUUCUGGUGGUAAAUACUGUGUAUUUAGUAGUCUAUUCUAUACAAUUCUAAGUAUGUGUGGUGAUAAUGAUGAGGAGUAUUUAAGACUAAGGAAAUGGGUCAAAAGAGUUUCUACUCCAUUACUACUAAAUGAUGCAAUUGUAAUUCCAAUGUAUUGCAGCCAAACUAGCCAUUGGUGGUUAAUCGUUAUUUGCCAUCCCUAUAAAAUUUUUAAUUUGAUGAAAUCUUCUUUAUAUAGAAAUAGCUCACACGCAAAUAUUGAAGGCUCCAACAAAGGGUGGAUUAUAUGUAUGGAUUCUCUUGGAGGUAAAAAUAUUGGGCAAUACGAAAAGAGAAAGGCAAUAAUGAAGAUUUUGAAGUUCUUAGAUAUAGAGAGACGAAAUAACGAUAGCUAUUCGGAUCUUCUGGAAACUGGGAAUGAACCAGCCAUUCUUAAUGCUAAUAUUACCGUUACAAAUACUACUACUACUAAUAAUAAUGUCUUUACAACUAAAACUACUGUAAAUACCUCUGAUAUAAAUAAUACAAAUGAUAGUAUGUCGGUAACUUUUAGAUCUCUUAGUAACUGGGAGAUUAUAUAUAAUCCAAAGAAUCUUCCUUUUCAGGAAAACAACUUUGACUGUGGAAUAUAUAUUAUUGAGUAUGCCCAUUGGCUUUUUCAUUAUGGAACGGCAAUUUUCAACUCUAUGAUUAACAGAGAUUCUUCUUUGGAAAUUUCUAACUCUAUUUGUUUGGAUCAAAACAAAUUAUCCAGAAAGUGGUUUCAAAACAGGAGAGCCGUUUACACUAAAGUUUUGGAAUUUAUGAGUACUAACAUGGGUUGGAAUGAAGAUAAGUUUUUAAGAAAUCAACUAACGGAAAUUUUUGAUGAUAAUAUGAACACUUUUAAUUACAAUGAAAAAGUUACACAGGAGAAAAUUUCUUCCUUGCAAGCCAGGAAAAAAUUUGUAAUGUCUUCCUUAAACAAAAGCUACUUCAAUAGGUAG